Messenger RNA from Coniophora puteana RWD-64-598 SS2, 2488 nucleotides. RefSeq names its product mitochondrial carrier. The record is from RefSeq and is a predicted model, not a curated record. Lineage: Eukaryota; Fungi; Basidiomycota; Agaricomycetes; Boletales; Coniophoraceae. The transcript has 13 exons. The coding region runs from base 183 to 1190 and encodes 335 amino acids. Gene Ontology annotation, molecular function: transmembrane transporter activity. Gene Ontology annotation, biological process: transmembrane transport.
CCAGCAUCGACCGCGCACUCGGCCAGAACAGCCCAUAACACGCUCCCCGGUCAACGCCGUGAGCCUGCUAAAGCUGCAGGCCGACUUGCCAGCAAAGACGGUCACUCUGCACGGCUCCUACGCUCUGUUCUUCACGCCCUUAGCCGUGGCCGUCCCGCCACCGUGGUGGCCGAGAUCCGUCCAUGGACGGCCCAAGCAAGCCAGCUAGCUGUAGCCCUUGGUUCGAUCGUACUUACUAUCUCGGCGUCCUCCGAGAGAACAAGUCGGUCGCAUGUGCUCUUUCUGCUAGUUCCAUAUCAACCCUCGCGGGCUACCCGCUAGAUUCCCUCAAGUCCAGACUGCAGACAAACAAAACAGGCAUUUCCGUUGUCCGCCUCGCAUCGCUCGUCUACCGUGAAGAGGGAUUCAAAGGAUUCUAUCGCGGUUUAUGGAUACCCCUCAUUACCAUAUCUGCUGUCCGCACUGCUUCCUUUACUAUAUACACAGGCACAAAAGAUUUCUGUCGCGACAAUGGACUGCUCUUGCGUCCCAGCGUCAUCAAUGCCGCGCUGGCAGGCGGGAUAAGUGGCGCUCUUGCCGGCGCACUCAUCUCGUUUGGAAGUGCCCCCUUCGAGCUUGUCAAGGUUCGCCGUCAACUCGAGUAUACCAUUGCACAGAGCAGGGGCGUCACUUUCCAGAAGCCACCAAAUACGAUGGAGGCCGUGCGCGACAUUAUCCGUCACAAUGGAACAUUGGGGCUCUAUCUGGGUUUCCGGCUGCACUUUUUACGUGAUACGUUAGGCACCGCAUUGUACUUUUGCGAGUACGACGCCAUGCGACACCUUCUAGGCCGAAAACGCUCGGGUGCUCAGGGCGCCACACCGACAUGGUUCCCACUGCCGGUCUCGCUCGUGCCGUUUGUUUGCGGCUCUUUCGCGGGCGUGACGUCUUGGGCACUUAUUUACCCACUGGAUGUCGUCAAGACUAAAGUCCAGCAACGUGCCUUGGCCGGCAAUCCGCCACGCGGUGUGUUUGAGACGCUUCGGCGACUUGUGCGCGGUCCGGACGCAAAGGAUCCCAAGCCGAUAUUUGAGGGUCUAGCGCGAAUCUAUCGAGGUCUCGGCGUCAGUGCUGUUCGCAGUAUCACGACACACGGUCUGUUGUGGACGUUCUACGACAUGACAUCGCAAUACAUUGACAAACUGAAUUGAACUGACACCCAUCCCGGCCAUGGGCUAUAUUGGUAUUGACGAUUUGAUCAAGACAUGGACAAGCGAUUGUGGGGACAAAAUAUUCAACCAAAGCUAACGCAGCAUUAGACACAUUGCGCAAUUUGUAUCAUAUUACCAUAUUUGCCAUUGCAACUAGUUCAUAAUAAACUCAUACAUCGCAGCAUUAAUAGUCCUCGCUCGACGGUAAACGAAUCCAGACACUCAAGCUAUGGUGUACUUUCCGUAGUUCUUCUCAGGAUCGAAUACCUCCCACCGCGAUGCGGGAAAGAUAUGCUUGUUGCGUUGGUACCAGCUCCGCGCAACAACCUUACCCGCGUGCGACUCGUCCUUCUCUAGUGUUGCAUCGGCCAAGAUGCGCACAUCGUCAUGCACGUCAAAAUUGAAAAGCGGCCCCGACUUGCCACGGGCUUUGUUUAUUAUGAAGUCGUAGAACGUGUGAUGAUGAGGUAUAAUGAGAUCCUCCUUGAUGUACAUAAGGUUGUCCACAGUGACGUUACGGAGUUCGGGGAACUGCUGGCGACACUUAUCCAAGAAGGUGCUGAUAGAGUCACCUUUCCUGCACUGCGGGGUGGUCAGGAACGUUCAGGGCUAUUUGCUCUAUCACUCACAUUGACACUCUUGCGAUGACCGCUGCCAUCCCAGUACGAGUACGUCACUUCGAUUUCUUCUUGCUUCAGUUCUUCUUGCUUUCGCAACCACUCCUGACGAAGGCGUUCUCGCUCCUUCCUCUCUGCUUCUUCGCGUUCGCGGUCGGGAAGGAAAGUGGUAUCAACGUUCGGAUUCUUUCCAAGCUUGGCACGUUUUGUCGAGGGCUCUUUACUAGACCGUUCGUCAUCUUUGGCCGAAGAGACGUCACCCUCCUCGUCGUCAUCCAUGGCAAACGAGAGGGUGGCCUUGGCAGCCUUCUUCCGUUUCUUCAUCUUCUUUGUCUCCUCCCUAAGCAGACACUCCACGCCCUAUCAGUGACCUGUGCAUAGACGGCGGGGAGGCUGGGGUCGGAUGGAUUGUGACUUACUUGAGCUCGCUGGUCAUGGCCGCUUCGCGUGCCUUGAGCUCCUCGAGUUCUCUACGACGCUGCUGAAAAUCCUCAAGCUUGACGAGGCCAACGGUGCUGUUCUUGAGAGUCUCCUCCAUGGAGUCAUUCUGACCGAUGAAUUUGUUGGAGGAAGGACGCGACUUCUCGGUCUCUGCAAUGAGAGACUGCUUUUGACGUUCGUACUCUUCGCGGUUACGAGCACGCUCUUUUGCGAGAACAUCCUGACGGAGGCCUUCUGCUU